CUGCCACCAUGGCGCGCUCGCUCUUCGUGGAUACCUUACGGCAGAGCUUCUGGAAGGAAGAAUACCAGAAGGAGAAGAUGGCACGCUGUGACUGGUACCGCAAGUACGGGUCGAUGGUGAAGGCCCGGCAGAAGGCCCGGGCCGCAGCCCGCCUGCCUCUGCAACUGCCCAUCUUACACCCCAAGGGGCCCCCAUCACCCACCCCUGCUCCCAAAGUCGCACCCGACAAGGUGCCCAUUGCCGUCCAGGCCGCGCCGCCUCUGCAGUCCGAGAUGCGGCCCGUGCCGCCGGCCGUCAGGGCCCUGCUGUACGAAGGCAUCUCCCACGACAACCAGGGCCGCCGCCACUACCUCAGCACCCGGAACCUGGAGCUGCCCGAGAAGCGCUACCACUUCCCCAUCACCACCAGCUUCACGUACGGCUGGCAGCUGGGCCCGGUAGAGAAACGUGAAAAGAUCUCCUGCAAGAUGUGCCGUCUCGAGUCGUUCUUCCGCAAGAACGGGGCGUUUGCCUUUCUCAAUCCCCAAGACCUGGCCCUGUGACGGGCUUGUGGGAAG
This is a messenger RNA of Sorex fumeus (smoky shrew), 557 nucleotides long. It is a transcript of the gene SPMIP1, whose product is annotated as sperm microtubule inner protein 1. NCBI's taxonomy places the organism in Eukaryota, Metazoa, Chordata, Mammalia, Eulipotyphla, Soricidae. Bases 9 to 542 code for a protein of 177 amino acids. The record is from RefSeq and is a predicted model, not a curated record. The transcript has 2 exons.